Messenger RNA from Stylophora pistillata, 2915 nucleotides. RefSeq lists its product as uncharacterized. Lineage: Eukaryota; Metazoa; Cnidaria; Anthozoa; Scleractinia; Pocilloporidae. Gene Ontology annotation, molecular function: ADP binding. The record is from RefSeq and is a predicted model, not a curated record.
GUUUAUUGCGGAAUAUUUCGCGUCUAGUGCAUUCCGUUUGAUCUGCCGUUCAUACAACAAAAUAUCAGGAAUAAUAAGCCCGCUGUAAUCAAGCUAUUUGUCGAGCAUCGGACAAGUCGUACAUCCUAUUUGAUAGUUUUGCCGCUUUGAAACUGUGAUGGUUAUUGAAACCGGAGGUUGCAGUGCCAGGAAAUGAAACAAAAGUUUUGUACCGGUGCCGAGUAAACUUGUGACUUUAGAGGCAAAAAAGAAAAAAAAAAAAGGAGCAUGGGUUCAUUGCCCGGGAGAGACACAGAACAUCGACGGUGGUUAGUGGUUGGCACUGUUCUACACAGAGUUCUCAUGCCUCAUCUCAGAAAUAAGAUUCAACAGGAUAUGACGCCAUUUUACAAGAAUUUGGUGGCAAGAUAUGCCUUAGACAAGCAAACCUAUUCAACUCACCAGAAAACCAUUCCACCGAGUACACUGAAGCUGAACUACGAAAGUAUCAACAAUAACAUCGCCUUGGGUCGAGACACUCGUCGCUUUGACUACUGUGUAAAAGAUGAAGUGUCAUUGGCUAAGUUGUUCGUGAAACCUUUCAUAGCAAAUUUCACUGCAUUGGAUACUUCUUUUGAUGCCUCAGCGGCUCUGGCUGUUCUUUGCUGUGCUCCACCAUUCAGCUCUGCGGCACCGUCAGCUGAACUUGUGAGAUCUGAAGUACGAAAUGAUUGGGCCCAUUGCGACUAUGCGUCAUGGACAGAAGUGAAAUAUAACACAUGUUAUGAUCGAAUGCGGACCUUGGUUGAGGACCUAGGAUUUGCCCCAGCAGAGAAAACAGAGCUCCUAGGACAACUGCAGUUGUGGAGGAAGCAUGGAUUAGAGUUCUGUGUCGGUAACCCACUUGAUGACACUUUCCUUAAUGUCAUACGUGAUGAGGUUCAAGUGCUCUCUGGGUUAUUGCCAGAUUGGCUGGAAAAAACCAAUGACAGUAUCAACCAGGUACGUGAUAUGCUUAAGUCUGUGCUUGACAAAAAUCCAGCAAGCAUAGAUUUCAAAGUCAAGGAUGAAGAACAACCAAUAGGACAAGAACUGAAAGAAGGGUCUAGAAAUUCAUUACAAGUCAUGUCGCCGAUGAUACCAAACUCUUGGGAUGCACUUCUUUCAAGGGAUUUCAGUGCUUCCCCAGCACAUUACAGAUCGGUACUCAUAUUUGAUGCACCAGAUCGGAACAAGUGGUUUACAGGAAGACAAAAAGAGUUGGAAUCGCUUGAAAGGUGCUUCGCUCUACAUAACAGCUGCCACAACUUUAGGAUGGCGGCCAUUUGUGGCCUUGGUGGAUGUGGAAAAACAACCUUAGCAGUUCAAUUUGCUUGGAAACAUAGAGCAGAAUACGAGGGAGGCGUACUUUGGUUCUCCUUUGAAGAUGAAGAGAAGUUUAAGAGCUGUGUAAAUGGCCUGGCCUUACGGUUACGAAUGAUGAGAAACUCCUUUGAUUUGACACUGACACAAAUUCUCACGUUUAUUUCUGAGCGAAAAAAGCGAUGGCUAAUGGUUCUUGACAACGUCGACCAACCACUUCUUUCUAAAAAGAUGCGUAAAGUUUUGAUAGGUAUAUGGAAGAGGCAGUCAAACGGCCACAUGUUAAUAACAACUCGACAUGAAAGAAAAGAAAUUUGUGAAUGUGUUGAUCUUGAGCCACAUGGUUGCAUAGAAGUAUUCUCUUUUGCUAUUGGUGAAGCAAAAGAGUUUCUUCGAAGUCGUUUAGGCAGUGAGAGAGCCGCAGGCCAGGAGGAUACGCUAAAUGAGCUAGUUGUUGAGCUUGGUUGUCUUCCCCUUGCUUUAGAGCAGGCUGGUGCGCAUAUAAAAUCCCUUGAGUGCACUAUAAAUGAAUAUCUGGAAGACUACAAACGCGAACGAUUACGACUACUGAGUGAGCAUCAGGCAAAUCCCUCUUGGGAAUACGAGUCCCGUAGUCGUCUUUCGGUCCACACUACAUGGCUUUUGAACUUUGAUUACGUGAGGAAAUCAAGAUUUGGAGAAGUUGCCACCAGGUUUGUCCAUACAACUGCUUUCCUUGAUCCAGAUGAAAUCCAUGAAGGACUCAUCAGUGCAGAGCUUCUUUCUCCUGAAUUUCCUACUGGAAAAAAGGGGGAACAUCUUCUCAUAAAUAAACAGGUAGUAAAAGUUUUGACCAAGUAUUCACUUUUCCAGAGAAAGUCUGUUGGAUGCAUGAGAUUACAUCGCGUGGUUCAGCAAGUUAUUCGUGGCAUGAUGACAAUCCAAGAAAUUGCGAAAGCAAUGUGCACAACAUUUCAGUUGCUAAAGAACGCUGCCUCAUCGUGUAGUGAGUCAACCACAGAUAUACCUAUUUUCUCCAUUAUCCGUCACUGGUUGUCAUUAAAGAGACAUGUCUUGCAGCAGAUGCCUAACUUUAAAGAUGCACUUGAUAUAUCGCGGGUUGAAGAAUUGGAGGAGUUGAUAACAAAGGGUGCCGAGAAAAUUGUGUUCGCUGGUACUCUUACUCCAGGAAAGCAUUCCUUAGAGAAUUAUCGUCGAUUGUCAGCGUUGCUCGAUGGUGACUUCGACAAGUGGCUAGGUGUACCAGAGAAGGAUUAUCCACCAAAAAAAAAGAUACCUACAAGUUCUGACCCUCUCAUUUUUAGGAAAAAGGAAGAUGGUGUUUAACCUGAGAAAUAGAGGUUUCUGCCUGGCUGGCUAUGUUUUAAGGAUCCAAAGACGCUUUCCGUCAUGUAACGAAUUUCAGGCCGGGAUCGAUACUUGUUAAGUUUAUCGCUGUCGGCUUGGAAUAUUUCUGCUGCUAGAGUGAGGUAGGCAUUAGUAUUGUGACACUCGAAAACUAAUUGAACUUGUAAAUUUUAAUUUCUUAUUAACAAAUGGUAAACACCACAGCGUACACUAUUUGGUUAUGGAUG